AUGAACUAUUUGAAACGACGUUUCUCUUCAGGAGACCUGCAGAAUGAACAGGAUGACAGUGUAAUGACAAUACCAACAUCGAACGAGCCCAAUAUGGACAUAAUAUCGCAAAGCAAUGCUAAUCGUCAACCAGCUUGGGAAUCAAAAUCCUCAAAGUAUACCAGUGCACCUAGUUCUCCAACUCGCAGUUUUUCGUUUGCUAAUCAAUUUAUGAACGCUGCACGUGGUGUAGUUAAUCAAGCAAUUCAACAGAUUCCACAUCAACCAACAGGAACAGGAUUAGCAUCGUCAUCAUCAUCAUCAUCCGCCGUUCAUGCCUAUCCUCAUCCUCAUCCUCCUUCUCAUCACCAUCACCAUCAUCAUUCUCUAUCAAUGCAAAAUAAAGAUCAACAGCCAAUAUCAAAAGAAAAAUUCAAAUUAUUAUUAGUUGUUGAUGAUCAUCAUACAGAUUGGAGUAAAUAUUUUAAAGGCAAAAAGAUUUUUGCUGAUUAUGAUAUUCGUAUUGAACAGGCUGAAUUUAAAGAUAUUAAUUUGGCUGCUUAUUCUGAUGCUGGUACUUUAGUAGAUAUAAAUAUUUAUCGAAAUGGGACGCGUGUCGUUCGAUCAUUUCGGCCUGAUUUCGUACUCGUUCGGCAAUAUAUCAAAGAUAUUAAUAUCGAUUGGACAAAUCUUAUUCUUGGAAUGCAAUAUGGAGGUUUACCUGGUGUUAAUUCAAUGAAAGCAUUGUACAAUUUUCGAGAUAAACCAUGGAUUUUUGCUGAAUUACUUAAUAUUCAACGACGUUUAGGUGUAGAUCAAUUUCCACUGAUAAGUCAAGCCUAUUAUCCAAAUCACCGAGAAAUGCUUAUUGCACCUCAAUUUCCAUGUGUAGUCAAAGUUGGGCAAGCUCAUCAAGGUUUAGGAAAAAUAAGAGUUGAAAAUCCAUAUGAUUUUCAAGAUUUAACAAGUGUUGUUGCAAUAAGUAAUUGUUACUCAACAAUUGAACCAUACAUUGAUGGACGUUGUGAUGUUUAUAUACAAAAAAUUGGACAAUAUUAUAAAGCUUUUAUUCGAAAAUCAUUAACUGGUAAUUGGAAAGCUAAUACAGGUUCAGCAAUGCUUGAACAAAUUGAAAUGACGGAUAGAUAUCGUUUAUGGGUUGAUGAAGUCAGUCAAUUGUUUGGUGGCCUUGAUAUAUGUGCUAUUGAAAUAGUUCAAUCAAAAGAUGGAAAAGAAUAUAUUGUACAGGUUAAUGAUUGUUGUAUGCAAUUAUUAGGUGAAUCACAAGAAGAAGAUCGUCGAUGUAUUUCUGAACUUGUACUACACAAAAUGCAAAUCUAUUGUCGACCUGAUAAACAACCAACUAUGAUGACACGAGUACCAAGUGUUGAACAGUCUAUUCACGAAUUACCAAAAAUAGCCAAAGCUCCAUCACCAACUAGUGAUCCCAUUUCACAUUCGUCAACAAAUACACAUAGUAUAUCACCACCACCGCCACCACCUCCAUCAACAGCAAAUAUCUCUCUAAACAAUCGUCGAGAACUACCAAAUGUUCCACGCAAUCCACCAAAUGUUGAUAAUCAGCCAUCGUCGACUAUUAGUCAAAAUCCAUUUUAUAAUUCUUCAACGACUAAUAAUCCAACAAAUAGUAAUAAUGCAUCACGUUCUUCGACACCAGCACAAUGGAUGGGAAAUAUUGGACAUACACUUCGCAAACAAACAUCAAAUAGUGGAGAAACGGCUAAUAAAGAUGAAUCCGAAGAUACACUUGCAAAUUUAAAGAAAACAUUUGCUGGCAUUUUCGGCGAUAUGUAA
This is a messenger RNA of Rotaria socialis, 1794 nucleotides long. Lineage: Eukaryota; Metazoa; Rotifera; Eurotatoria; Philodinida; Philodinidae. The record is from the annotation of a GenBank genome assembly.